AUGUUUCAAUCACUCAAGGACCGCUCUUCGUUUGGAGGAUACAUACGCUUCACCAUCCGCGUCUUUCAAUUCGUGCUCGCCAUCACGGUCGCAGGACUCUACGGCUACGAUCUCGAUAAUGCGAGAAAGGCGCACAUUUACGCAGACCCGAAAUGGACUUAUGCAGUCGUUGUCGCCGCACUCUCUGCCGUCAGCGUAUUCUUCUUCUUGUUCAAGUUUUCACUCAGGUUUUUCUGGGAUGCUGUUAUGCUCGGUCAAACACGCAUGAAGAAUGCAGUCUGGGUGGACCUCGCAAACCUGAUCUUGUGGUUUAUCACCUUUGUCUGGGACUUGAUUUUGCACUUUACAAGGAUGGACAAGAUGACUCUGCACACUGGUCGCGCCCACGUCUAG
Messenger RNA from Aureobasidium musti, 393 nucleotides. The record is from the annotation of a GenBank genome assembly. Lineage: Eukaryota; Fungi; Ascomycota; Dothideomycetes; Dothideales; Saccotheciaceae.